AUGCAUUACUAGUAAGACGCGAUUUCCAAUUACAUCUAUUCUGGUGAGUAUCAUUAAAAAUAUAAUCAAAUUUAAGUUUAUAGACAACCUAAUCAAAGAAUGCAACCAGAAUAAUAAUAAUAAAUGGAAUUACAACAAUUAAAAUAGAAAAAUAUCGAAUAGGAAGCCUUAAUUUAAUAUUAUGUUUACGAAGACUUUUAAAAUUUGAUUAAUCUAAUAUAUUCUUAUUAAGCUGUAAAAAAGCAUUUUAAAAAUCACCCUGGGCAUCCUGCAAUAAUCUUAAGUAAGAAUAAGAUAAAGCUACAAUUAAAUAUUUCAAAUUCAAUUCAUUCUGAUUUAUACUAAACAAAUAAAAAUUCUUAAGAUCAAACUAUUUUAAAAGUAUAAAAGUAGAACGUUAAAAGUAUAAUAAAGAAAAUGGGGAACGAUAUUUAGAUGAAUGAUUUAGAUAAAGAAAGUUAAGCUUAUUUAGAAUAAUAUAUUAAAUAUUCUUUGGGGGAUUAUGUGGAACUUAAGUAGUUUGAAUUAGAAAAAACAAAUUGGGAUUAUAAUUUCAAUUAAGGCGUGUUAGACAAAGUUUUACCUUAAAUUUCUUAUGUGGAUGAACAAAUUAGGAGUUUAAGAUAAAGAAAAUGCUAUAAUAUUCCGACUGCACAGUAAAUUAAAUUGAAAGCAAAGUAAUAUUUAAUGAUAUUCACAUUAGAGAAUAUGAGAGACUUACUGAAAGUAAAUUAUUAAUUAAUUAUCCAUAAAAUAGUUACAAUUACAGAAGUCCUUAGAGAUAAGAUAAUCAGAAAUUUUCAUAAGAAAAUGCAAAAUAAUAAUUCAAAUAAUUUACAAACAUAAGCUAAUCUUUAAUUUUUAGUAGUGGGUCUCGAACUUAAAAACAAUAACAAUAUUGA
Paramecium octaurelia is the source of this 902-nucleotide messenger RNA. NCBI's taxonomy places the organism in Eukaryota, Ciliophora, Oligohymenophorea, Peniculida, Parameciidae. The record is from the annotation of a GenBank genome assembly.